CGUCACUCCAAAUGACCGAGAUCAUGUGAAUCUGUGAAUCACCAAUACGGCCAUUCUGGCCCUUUCCCCUCUCGCCUGAUUGGUUUAGAUGCCUUGUCGCUUUUUCCUGCCCCCUUCUUCUGCGUCUCGAACGGUUUUUAAGUCCUCUUACUCACUCAGCCAUUCAAAGCUCGACACACCUACCCUAGGGCGUUCCCUAACUGGCACCUGCCUCACACGUACACGUGGUGUGUGAUUGCUCGUGUUGUGCGGCCCUCUGCCCGUAUCACAUUUGGCGUGUUGUUUGUCACGGCGACAGGCCACGCGCGUUGCCUUGACGACCUUGCUCGUUCGAUUUCCUGGAACAUUUCGCACACCUUCGAGUACCGAGCUGGUCGUUCAUUGUUGCAGUCACUUUACUCUGGACAGUUACGCCUGCUCAGUUUACGUCAACCUUUUACACAUGGAGCUGGAUUAUCCAGAAACAUGUUUGACCGACUUUCAAGUAUUUGAAUUGCUUGGCCGUGGUGGCUUUGCUCAGGUAUAUCGAGCCAAAUCGAUUAUUACAGGGCAAGAAGUUGCAAUUAAAAUGAUUGAUAAAAAAGGAAUGAUCCAGCAUGGAUUGGCCAAUCGCGUUAGACGUGAGGUGGAAAUCCAUAGCCGACUGAAGCAUCCUUCAAUUCUUGAGUUAUAUACCUGCUUCGAGGACGCGAACUAUGUCUACCUUGUGUUGGAAAUAUGCCAUAAUGGCGAAUUACAAACAUACAUACGGCAAAAUGGUCCAGUGUCCGAGAACGUGGCUCGUCAUUACCUGAAACAACUAAUCAACGGGCUGCUUUACCUACAUUCACAUAAUAUUCUGCAUCGGGAUUUAACUUUGGCCAAUUUGCUUCUCACUAAGGACAUGAAAGUGAAAAUUGCCGACUUUGGUUUGGCUACCAAAAUUGAGCCUGGAGAAGAUCAUAAAACUUUAUGCGGGACACCAAACUACAUAUCACCUGAGGUAGCUAGUCACGGUCUGCAAGGCUUGGAAACCGAUGUGUGGUCCCUCGGCUGUAUGUUCUACACCCUCCUUGUCGGUCGUCCACCUUUCGAUACUCGUGAAGUGCGAUCCACAUUGAAUCGCGUGUUGGCCGUCGACUAUGAACUGCCAUCCCACUUGUCUCGCGAAGCCACUGAUCUCAUCAGUCGUCUUUUGAAGCGAGAGCCACAGGAACGGAUCAAGCUUCGAUCGAUUCUCCAGCAUCCGUUCAUAUUGCAAAAAGCCACUACGAAUCAGCGACUCAUGGAAGUUUCCAACGACAGUGGUAUUGACUCCAUGUCAAGGAGCCCACUGGGCUGCCUCACCAACAAUCUUGUUCCAGUCUCUGCACACAAAAUGGUUGAAAGUGAUUCUCAAACCCACCCCCCAGUCACACCUGACUCACGUGGUCCCCUCCCACCCGCGACUUCCUCACACGCACAGGCUUCUUCCUCCCCUCCCUGUACGCACGAUUUAGUCGGUGAAUCACGAAAAGCGAGCCCUCCUGAAUGUUCUACAAACCCUCGAAUCCUCCUCAAUCGGCAUCCAUCCGAUUGUUUGAUUGAACAAUCACAGAUCAGUCACUCGAGUCUAGGUCUUAACCCAACAUGUUCACUUCAACAUUGGCGGCAGUCAGCGAACAAGGAAAUCUUGGGGACCAGCCUCUCCGGUUUCUCGUUAUCUUCCUUGUCUCGUCCGGCCACUACUCUGGACAAAGCCCCUUGUGAUCAACCCCUUCGUCCCUGUUUGGCGUCUCAGUCAUCCGCUGAUGCAUGCCCCUCAAAAGCCAAGCACGCCCCUCCCCCACCUCUCAAUAGCCAGCGAUUACGACCCAUGAGAACAUACACGAAACUUGCUGUAAUUAACAUACUGGAGGAUGAGUCUGUUUGUGUUGAAUUUCUUCGGGGAAAUGUUCCCAAACCGGGCAUCCGCGACGACGACUGCUUACCGAGACAGGCUUCUCAGGGUCCCCCACAGCCCUCUGUGCGUUCAAUGCCCGUUGUGUCGGAAGUGAUGGGUAUUAGCCCUUCCGGAGAUCGGUUGAUAAUUUACCAGCCUGGUUGCGGAAAAGGCGUCCCUCUGAACACAUGCGGCCUCUUCGAAGAACCUAGUGGCUCAUCUCCCUCCGACGCAUCACUCGUAGGUGGACCCCCCGCAGCUCAACCUGGAGAUAUCAUUUCUUACCACAAGCUGGUAGAUUUGCCUGAAAAGUAUUGGAAAAAGUAUCAAUUUGCCACUAAGUUCAUACAAAUGGUCCGCGCACACACACCCAAAAUCACUCUGUUUGCUCAACGAGCCAAAUGUAUGCUGAUGGAGAAUGGUCCUCCAGCCGAUUUUAUCGCCGAAUUUUACGCGGACGGCACACGCAUUGCUUGUGCCGGUGAUGGAUCCAUUCGCAUUACUCAGCCUGCCCCGGCGCCACCCAAGGGCGACACCCCUUCGAGUACUUCUCAAGCACCUGUCACCAUAUACUUAGACUCUAACCGAAGUUUGUCAGCUUUGGCACCGGCAACUCGUCAACUACUGGAUUACGUUUCAGAGCAAAGAGACCAGUGCGUGAAGUUGGAACAGACGUUGUCCUCGUUUAGCAUAUCUCGCGAGGUUUGUGAACCCGUACGCACCUCCAUUUUUCCUCUGGUGCUGGGCAGAAAGCCGAAAAACGUCUUCGUUGACUCCCAGAACGUGCCCGACCCAGGCACACCUGACACACUGCCGCCCUGCUUGUCCAAAUUAGUGUCCUGUACAGUCCGAUCGAAACUGAAUCGAGAUCAUCGGCCGCCAAUCUUCGUACCGACUGUAGGCUGGGCUCAGCAACAAGCUGAUGACGAACUUCAAGUUCAGUUCAACGACGGUGCCCGACUGGUUCUCUCCUACGACCAGUCUUUGGUCAAUUGCGUUCGGUACACACCGCCACCUGCACCCGGUGAAGCUCCAAGCUUUGAGAAAUCCAAGGAGCGAUAUUAUGGAAACGCAGACCCUCUUCCGGAGGACGUGCAUCGGCGACUGGAGCUUAUGCCUUUGGUGAUUCAGCGUCUCCGAUUGGAAGAAUGUACUGCAAAACGGACGUUUGUGUGACACGUUUGAUUUCUUUCCCCUUCAUUUCGAGUGUCCCCAUGAUGGCUGUGAUGGCUGACCUUGCGCGUCCCUGAAACUCUCGCACAUCAUUCCCUCUAUAGGUCUAUUCGCCCUUCUCCCUAGUUUUACUCCUCCUUUUUGCUUUCUACGGUUUCUGUUCACACUUCUGCAUAAGAAGUACUAUCACACCAACUUCCGGUUUCCCCUUCCUUUCUCAUGAAUUCUUCAGUCCCGGUUUUGCAACACACGAGCAAGGCGGAGCAAAUAGCAAAAGCGCCAUCGGAAGUACAUGUUUUGAUUGCGCACCUCGCAAGUGCAGAUAUGUUCGUUGUACAAACUCCUGGGGGGCUUUUUCCACUCGAACCACCCCAACGCCAUUGAACCAUCUGGCUUUUGUCCGCUAGUUGGGCUUUCACGGUUUCUUCCGCUUCUUAAUCCGAAGUGGAACCGCUCUUCGGGAUGCACGACAUCUCCUGUUCACUUGCAGAUGGCGUACUUUUUUGUACAUAUGAGCCCAUUUGUAUCUGCUUGUCCGUGUGCGAUAAUCGUACAUUUUCCCGAUAAUUACGCCUUAUUUAUGUACAUAUGUCCAUGUACAUACAUGCAUAUCGUAGCCUUAUUUGCAUUUUUGGAUAAUGUGGAAAUGCCGGAAUGAAAAAUCAUACAAUUUUACCGCUUCU
Molecule: messenger RNA, 3756 nt
Organism: Dicrocoelium dendriticum
Lineage: Eukaryota; Metazoa; Platyhelminthes; Trematoda; Plagiorchiida; Dicrocoeliidae
Source: the annotation of a GenBank genome assembly